AUACAUAUACAUACAUAUUAAGUACUUAUGCACAUACAAUGUAUUACCCAUACGAAUAUACCGAACCAUGAUCUAACCCACUCCACUGUACAACGUAGUAGCCAUAUUACGUUUCCUUACAUCUGAGUUUGCAAAAAAAUACACAAUGGCUAACAAGUUAUUCCUCUUCCGUUUACGACAAAGUGCACCAUAUAUGUGUACCCGUGGAAUGGCCUUGCCUGGUCCAGUAUUCCCAGAUAAAAUUGGUAAUCGAGAUAUAGUAGGCAAUGGAUACAAUGGGGAACCUACCUACUUAGAUCGAGCUGAUUUUCCUAUGCCUGCUAUUCGAUUCAAAGCAAAUACCCCAGAUAUCAUGGCAUUAAGAGAGAAAGAAAAGGGUGAUUGGAAAAAAUUAUCAAUAGAAGAGAAGAAAGCAUUAUAUCGUGCCAGUUAUCGUCAAACAUUUAGUGAAUUCCUAGCCCCAUCAGGUGAUUGGAAAGCAUGUCUUGGAUAUACAUUCUUGGGAUGUGCCUUCAGUAUUUGGUUGUUCAUGUUCCUUAAAACAUAUGCAUACCCACCAUUACCAGAAUCAUUUACCGAAGAAAGUAGACUUGCACAACUGGAACGUAUGCAAAUACUUGAAGUCAAUCCUAUAACUGGAAUUAGUUCUAAAAAAUAAAUUAUCUUGGUAUAAAAAUAUAGUAAAAAAAA
Messenger RNA from Osmia lignaria (orchard mason bee), 690 nucleotides. RefSeq names its product cytochrome c oxidase subunit 4 isoform 1, mitochondrial. Gene Ontology annotation, cellular component: respiratory chain complex IV. NCBI's taxonomy places the organism in Eukaryota, Metazoa, Arthropoda, Insecta, Hymenoptera, Megachilidae. The record is from RefSeq and is a predicted model, not a curated record. Gene Ontology annotation, biological process: mitochondrial electron transport, cytochrome c to oxygen.